GGGUUCCUGCAAGAAAGAGCGAAUGGAUUCACAUGUUUGAGAGUUCAAAUCAGUACCGGUGGAUAUCUUCAUUUGAAACGCAAAGGCGUCUCUGCUACUUAUCACCAUCUACGAUAGCUAGCUUUCUAUCAUAGACAAAGCUGAAAUUGGGGGGAGGAACAGUACAGUUGUUUGCUGUAUAUAGGGAAGCAAGCCACAUAAGGCUUUCAGAGAAAGUGCUGGGUGUUUCAGAGCGGGAACCAAUCUACAGCUUAGGGGCAACUUAUCGCCCAGAUUUCAAUCGGUAUAUCAUCCGUUGGUCCGAGACAUGAUCCCACGAUAAAGACAACUGCCAAUACCCCUUUAUUAUCCACACAGAUCAGACAAUGUCCGCCGAUUUCUGGGCUGGCUAUAUUAGCGGUGCCAUUAGUAUUAUCAUUGGCAAUCCUCUCGAUCUUCUCAAGGUUCGGCUCCAAGCCUCGAGUUCAUCACGUGCCAAUGGCCUCUCUCCGAUUCUCACUCCACUCACUUCUACUCCGCCUACUGCUUUCGCAACUCCCAGCUCCCUUAUCCGUGGAACUGCCGCGCCUAUCCUCUCAACCGGCGCUCUCAACGCCCUUCUCUUUGUAACUUAUAACAGAACACUCUCGUUUCUUCACCCUACUUACACCCCUAACCACCCGGAAUCUGUACCCCUAUUAUCGACCUUUCUUGCAGGCACUAUUGGUGGUCUCUGUUCAUCCAUUGUUUCUACCCCAACCGAAUUGAUAAAAUGUCGCGCUCAGCUCUCUAGCCCCCCUGUCUCUUCCUUGGCGAUAGCUCGCUCUAUUAUAUCUACAACUGGAAUCAGAGGUCUCUAUUUCGGAGGUGUAGUUACCGCCUUGAGAGACAGUAUAGGUUAUGGGUUUUAUUUUUGGAGCUAUGAAUUAUCAUCGCGUCUCUACUCUUCUUACAUUCUCUCGUCGCCUCCAGGAAUGGAAAACUCCACCAGUUCUCGGGACGAAGCAAUCAAAAUUCUCCUCUGCGGUGGCGUAGCCGGAGUGGUGACAUGGGCUAGUGUUUUCCCACUUGACGUUGUGAAAACAAGACUACAAGCUCAAAUUCUCUCUCCGACAUCAGCUUCAGAAAUCACAUCCCUUCGUAUUGGGUCUCCACCACACAAACCCAGAGGAGCCUUAGAAAUAGCGAGACUAGCAUAUCGCAAUGAGGGAAUGGGUGUAUUUUUUAGAGGAUUAGGUGUAUGUAGUUUAAGGGCUUUCAUUGUAAAUGCAGCACAGUGGGCAGCAUAUGAGUGGAUUAUGAGGGAGCUCGGUGCAAAAGGUGAGAUUGGUGCUAGCGUCAAGGACACAGCCAAGAGUGAGAUCUUAAAUGUAUAGUGAUGAUUUGGCCUGAAAUUUGGGUUUUUGGAGAGGGUUUGUACAUGGUAUGCAAAUAGACGAAGAGGAAGAGGUAGGAGACCGAAUAGAGAGUAUAGCA
This is a messenger RNA of Botrytis cinerea B05.10, 1455 nucleotides long. RefSeq lists its product as hypothetical. Lineage: Eukaryota; Fungi; Ascomycota; Leotiomycetes; Helotiales; Sclerotiniaceae. Gene Ontology annotation, biological process: transport. Bases 366 to 1355 code for a protein of 329 amino acids. The record is from RefSeq and is a predicted model, not a curated record. The transcript has a single exon. Gene Ontology annotation, molecular function: transmembrane transporter activity.